Messenger RNA from Orbicella faveolata, 851 nucleotides. RefSeq names its product large ribosomal subunit protein eL8-like. The record is from RefSeq and is a predicted model, not a curated record. Lineage: Eukaryota; Metazoa; Cnidaria; Anthozoa; Scleractinia; Merulinidae. Gene Ontology annotation, molecular function: RNA binding. Gene Ontology annotation, biological process: ribosome biogenesis. Gene Ontology annotation, cellular component: ribonucleoprotein complex.
UCGUCCGCCAUCGUAAAGAUGCCUAAAGUUAAGAAGGUUAAGAAGGUGGCACCUGCCCCAUACACUACCUCCAAACCAGUACCAAAGAAGGUCGUCAACCCUCUCAUUGAGAAAAGACCAAGGAAUUUUGGCAUUGGUGGGGAUAUUCAGCCAAAACGUGACUUGAGCAGAUUUGUCAGAUGGCCAAAGUACAUCAGACUGCAAAGGCAAAGGAGCGUUCUUUACCAGCGAUUAAAGGUUCCUCCUUCCAUUAAUCAGUUCACACAGACAUUGGACAAGCAAACUGCUACCCAGCUUUUCAAGCUGAUGCACAAAUACCGUCCUGAAACUAAAGCUGAGAAAAAAGCUCGCCUCACAGCCAAGGCUGAAAAGAAAGCGGAGGGCAAGGAGGAACCAGCAGGAAAGAAGCCAGUUAUUAUCAAAUAUGGCCUUAACCAUGUGACUAGUCUUGUGGAGAACAAGAAGGCACAGCUUGUGGUCAUUGCUCAUGACGUUGACCCCAUUGAGCUUGUUGUGUGGCUGCCAGCUCUGUGCAGGAAAAUGGGUGUUCCGUACUGUAUUGUGAAGGGAAAAGCCAGGUUGGGUAAGGUAGUACACAAGAAGACAGCCACAGUACUGUGCUUCACUGCUGUUCGACCAGAAGACAAGAACAACUUUACUAACCUUUGCGAGGCUGUUAAGACCAACUUCAAUGAGAGGUUCGAUGAGAUCAGAAAACACUGGGGUGGUGGUGUGAUGGGAAACAAGUCCCAGGCGGCUGCACACAAGCUUGAAAAGGCCAAGAUUAAGGAGAUGAAAGUCUGAUGUGUACAAACUCUCUCGGAAUGUAAUAAAAAAUUAUUACCAUCGAA